This is a messenger RNA of Schistocerca gregaria, 1572 nucleotides long. Its product is annotated as putative per-hexamer repeat protein 5. The record is from RefSeq and is a predicted model, not a curated record. The transcript has a single exon. Bases 1 to 1572 code for a protein of 523 amino acids. Lineage: Eukaryota; Metazoa; Arthropoda; Insecta; Orthoptera; Acrididae.
AUGGGGAGGGGGACGGGGACGGACAGACGGGGACGGGGACGGACAGACGGGGACGGGGACGGACAGACGGAGACAGGGACGGACGGACGGGGACGGACAGACGGGGAUGGGGACGGGGACGAACAAACGGGGACGGGGACGGACAGACGGGGACGGGAAUGGACAGACGGGGGCGGGGGCGGACAGACGGAGACAGGGACGGACGAACGGGGACGGUCAGAUGGGGUCGGGGACGGGGACAGACAGACGGGGACGGUGACGGACAGAUGGGGACAGGGACGGACAGACGGGGACGGGGACGGACAGACGUGGACGGGACGGAUAGACGGGGACGGACAGACGGGGACGGGGACGGGGACGGACAGACAGGGACGGGUACGGACACCGGAGACAGGGACGGACAGACGGGGACGGGGAUGGACAGACGGGGAUGCUGCCGGACAGACAGGGACGGACAAAUGGGGACAGGGACGGACAGACGGGGACGGGGACGGACAGACGGAGACAGGGACGGACAAACGGGGACGGACAGAUGGGGACGCGGACGGGGACGGACAGACGGGGACGGGGACGGACAGAUGGGGACGGGGACGGACAGACGGGGACGGGGACGGACAGACGGGGACGGGGACGGACAGACGGAGACAGGGCCGGACAGACGGGGACGGGGACGGACAAACGGGAACGGGGACGGACAGACUGGGACGGGGACGGGCAGACGGGGACGCGCCCGGACAGACGGGGACGGACAAACGGGGACGGGGCGGACAGACGGGGACGGGGACGGAUAGACGGGGACAGGGACGGACAGACGGGGACGGGGACGGACAGACGGGGACGGGGAUGGACAGACGGGGACGGGGACGGACAGAUGGGGAAGGGGACGGGGACGGACAGACGGGGAUGGGGACGGGGACGGACAGACGGGGACGGGGUCUGACAGAUUGGGACGGGGAUGGACUGACGGGGACGGGGACGGGGACGGCGACGGACAGACAGGGACGGGGACGGACAGACGGGGCCGGACAGACGGUGACGGACAGACGGAGACAGGGACGGACAGACGGGGACGGGGACGGGGACGGACAGACGGGGACGGGGACGGGGACGGGGACGGACAGACGGGGACGGACAGACGGGGACGGACAGACGGGGACACGGACGGGGACGGGGACGGGGACGGACAGACGGGGACGGACAGAUGGGGACGGACAGACGAAGACGGGGACGGACAGACGGGAACGGCGUCAGACGGAUUGGGACGGGGACGGACAGACGGGGACGGGGACGGACAAACGGGGACGGGGACGGACAGACGGGGACGCAGGCGGACAGACGGGGACGGAUAAACGGGGACGGGGACGGACAGAUGUGGACAGGGACGGAGAGACGGGGACGGGGACGGACAGACGGGGACGGGGACGGACAGACGUGGAUGGACAAACGGGGACGGGGACGGGAACGGACAGACGGGGACGGGGACGGACAGACGGGGACGGGGACGGACAGACGGGGACGGGGUCAGACAGAUUGGGACGGGGACGGACUGACGGGGACAGGGACAGUGACUGA